UGUCACAUGGCAUUUCCAGCAGAUCGACACAUGCAUAAUGGGACGGCGGGAAUGAAUCCAAAGUAACUUGUUUCCCUAACCCUCCUCCCACCCACACAAACACUUCCUCUCUCUUUAUCCUCUCUUUCAGUCUCGUCUUUCCUUCCCAUUCAAGUUUUCUCCUGUAUUAAUACUCCCAUUGCAUUCUUGAUUGUAGCAAUACCUUCACUACUAAAACUACCGAGUGCAGUAUUGUUUGGUCCGAAAUAAGUUUCUUGCGAGGCAAACAAGUGAGUACUGGAAGGAUCGACUAUCACCAUGUCUGACUGGGGACCGGUGUUUAUUGCGGUGGUGCUGUUCGUGCUGUUGUCGCCAGGUCUGCUGUUCCAGGUGCCGGGGCGGCACGGGUGCGUGGAGUUUGGAAGCUUUCACACGAGCGGCGCAGCCAUAAUGGUUCACUCCCUCCUCUACUUUGCUCUCAUUUGCGUCUUCUUGUUGGCCAUUAAGGUCCACUUUUACCUUGGUUAAAGUCCUAGCAGUUACUUGACCAAACUAUUCAAGAAGAGCAGAAUGUAGUAGUCUUAACUCUUCUCUUACAUACCAAAUUUAUAUUUUCCAGUUCUGUUUGUUGGGUAUUGAUACCACUGGAGUGAUUGUAUUCUAUUUGAAUAAGAGUUAAACUUGUUUUGAUCAACAAUUUGUGUCCUUUGCUGAAUGAAGUUAGUGUUAAUUGUGUUGA
Rosa rugosa (rugosa rose) is the source of this 718-nucleotide messenger RNA. RefSeq lists its product as uncharacterized. The record is from RefSeq and is a predicted model, not a curated record. The coding region runs from base 298 to 507 and encodes 69 amino acids. The transcript has a single exon. NCBI's taxonomy places the organism in Eukaryota, Viridiplantae, Streptophyta, Magnoliopsida, Rosales, Rosaceae.